This is a messenger RNA of Auanema sp. JU1783, 2145 nucleotides long. Lineage: Eukaryota; Metazoa; Nematoda; Chromadorea; Rhabditida; Rhabditidae. The record is from the annotation of a GenBank genome assembly.
AUGAGGCUGUACAGGGGAGGGGUUUACGGAGAUAUGGCUAUACUGAACGUUUUGGGAUUCUUAACAUUGGGUCUAGUAUAUGGAUUGUACAAUACUCACAAUUUGAUUCACGAGAAAAAUGAUUGUGGAAUGACUUACAUGUGGAGACCCAUAACAUUCCACUCAAUACUUAAAGAUUCUGCGGAUACUGGUUAUUCUUUGUUGAAGUAUUGUGAGGGGACAAUAAGAAAAAACACGCUUCCUGAAGAUGUCGCAGUUCUAUUUAUCCCAGGUAGUGGAGGAUCAUUUCAGCAGGUUAGAUCAGUUGCAUCUGUGAUGAUGAACAAGACUGAUAUGUAUAAGUACCCAUAUAAGCUGCAGUUCUUCACAAUAGAUUUUGACGAGGAGCAUUCUAUUCUCAGCGGGAAGAUCCUAUACCAGCAAAGGGCAUUCGUGAAUGAAGCCGUUUCCUUUUUGAAAACAGUUCACUCUCGAUGCAAAUAUAAAAAAGUCAUUUUAAUUGGCCACUCCGUAGGUGGUGUGCUCGCUUAUAGUUUACCAGCGAUUUCCAACUUUGACACGAACACAUUCGAUUUAAUUAUAACUCUAGCAGCACCCUUGGCUGCUCCCCCUGUAUACAUAGAUUCACCUAUGUCUGAAUUCUAUGAUGAGAUGCACAAUGCUUGGAAUGUGAAGAAAAAAGAACUAGCGCAAGUGGGUAUUCUAUCUUACAGUGGAGGGGAGAAAGAUUUCCUAGUACCUGAUCAUCUGACUAACAUAUCUAGGGUAGCUCAUCUUCCUAGCUGGGCAAUAGAAACAGUGAACAUGCCAAUAGACCACUUAUGUAUACUAUGGUGCAAUCAACUAACAAGACAUGUCACAAGAUCAUUAUCGGCUUAUAUGGAUGCUAAACGAAAAAAUGAACGGACAUCAGCUACGGAAAUCGUUCGACAGAUAAAGAAGAAGGAAAUGGCUUCUUUCCCCAAAGGUUUAUCGGGACAGUUAGCAUUGGAGAGGAAAAAACUCGAAAAUUCAACUUUCAUCGAUCACUUAAGCGUUUACAAGAAUGGAUUGAAGAUGGAGAAAGGGGUUGAGGUCGUAUCGUUGAUUCAUUUGAAUACUACUCUGAUGUUCUCUGUCGAGAUUACUCUGAAUCCUACUUGCCCACUCAAUAUUAACUACUCUGUAAUCUACCCCAAUGGUUUCCGCCGGAUUUCAUAUUUUACUAAUCAUUCCCUGCGUGCAUGGUUUUGGUCCAAGGAAGGAAAAGCUGACUACGGAAUUUCUUUGAUGGUUGGAAAAGCACCAUGCCAAUAUGACUUAUAUUUAGUUGUUGAUAUAUUCCGUACCUGGUAUAGGACUUCACUAAUGCAUACAAAUACAAUUUUGUCCGGCCUCAUCUACACAAGUUGUGUUCUGGUAUUAAUUGAAGCAUCUCGCAUAUUCAGUACUGUGCAAGCAAGGAUCAGUCAUGGCAUUUGGUUCUCGAUGUGUGUUAUGAGUGCUGGAGCUUUAUCUCUCUACUACAAUACAAAGAUUGAAGAAUAUAUCAUCUUCUCUUCAUGCGUUUUCGCAUUUGUUGCGUGCAGGAUGAUCUUCAGAUUCCCCUUUUGGCUUAUAGUCCACCUUCCUGCUUCGAUCAUACGUGUUUAUCAAGCCAUACUAUUAAGCUUGGCUUGUAUAAUUGCCACGUUAAAUCCUUAUUUAGCCAGUUUGUGCGUUUGUCUAACUUCUGUGAUGGUAGUUAAGCUCCAGAAUACACAAAGUCUCAACACCUUGUGCCUCGCAGGUCUGUGUGCUGUUGUUAAUGGGGCCAUAGGGUUGUCAGCUGUAUAUAGAAAGCAAACUAUCGAAAAUAUUAACAAUCUUCCAGCCAUUCCAAAUAUCGAUCGUGUUUCGCGAUCUCUACCGGUGUUCUUAUUUAUAUUAUUCAAGUCUAGGAUCGGAGCACGUAUCUCCAACUUUUUGUACCAAUCAUUUGGGCCAAGAUUAUCGAAGAUAACUAUUUGUAUGUUAAUCAUCAGUUAUGGCUAUAACAAUUGGAUUGUUACGACCAAGGUGGUAUUACUUGAAAGGAUUAUUGAUAUUGUCACAUUUCAGACAUUGGAUGAUGCUGCCUUUGCGGGUUCUAUGAUACUCGGUGUAUUACAGCUCUUAAACAAUUAA